AGAGAGAGAGAGAGAGAGAGAGAAUGUUAUGCAACUAGUUAUGCAACUGUGACCUACUAACAUAUAUUUCCAGCACAGCGAGGGAGGGAGGACAUGAGUGCGCCUCAACAACACAACACGAGGAACCAAAAUACGCGUACCACUGAACGCGUGCCCGCAUACGAGCAGAGCGCUGAACGAGAAUCGUGACACUUUGCAUGUCUUAGCAGUUUUUGCCUAUCCGACCCCGGCUAUACAUUGCACAGCGUCUGUGUUGUCGCGAUUCGUUUUGGAUACGUGUGUAAAUCAUCAGAGCCUUCUAGCACAUAGCCAUCUGGAGGCUCAGAUAGAGGUUGCACCCCUCCCCACUGUCUGACAAGCUGAGACAGACUGAGUGACCUACAUCCUGCAAUACGCCUCGAGCACUGGAUUCUGACUGCCAGCUUAUUAACAUAGCCUUUUUUGAAUAGCGAGUGGAAAAAAACCCUGAAAUUACACAAAAAAGGACAGGUCACAGUGGCCCUGAGGCGAAUAGUUACACAUUCUUGAGACUUCAAGAAUUUCCUACGUUUUCUGCCCUGUUUACCAUAUUGGCUAUUGGAGUGGCUACUUUGGGAGUGCAUUAGAUGAUCAACACUAGUUAAAUGCAGGAAAGUGUCACAGAGGCUCAACUAUUUUUGAUCUUUUUAGCCAAUCUGGGCACUUAACAAUUAUUAUUAUUAUUAUUAUUAUUAUUAUUAUUAUUAUAGGAACUUCAGCAAAAUCAAUGAGUUUGACCCCAACUGCAGCUAAAAUACCUCAUAAAAUAUUUGCUGAUCCGGCUACUUAGUCCAACAUUCAAGACUACUAAAAGGAGGGAGACCUUGCAGCCAUUUUGAUAACCACCUUUCCCCUCCACCCCAUCCCUUAUAUUCCCAUCAUUUACCAUUUUUGUGGUAGCAAGAAGAUUCCAAACUGGAUAUCUUUAAAAAAUAAUGGAAAGCUUAAACUCACCUAGCCCAGCAAAUUCCAGUGUAGAGAAUAAAGAAACUUUCUCAGGCUAUAACAACUCUCUUCCUUCACCCAAGAACAACCCUCGUUCUGUCCGCCUUUUAAAAGCCAAGCCAAACAUGACCUGCCGGCGCAAGCGUGAGUUUAUCUCUGAUGAGAAGAAAGAUGCCUCCUACUGGGAGAAACGGCGCAAAAACAACGAAGCAGCUAAGCGCUCCCGCGAAAAACGGAGACUCAAUGACAUGGUUUUGGAGAACAGAGUUAUUGCACUGAAUGAUGAGAAUGUACGCCUAAAAACUGAACUUCUGCAGCUGAAACUCAGAUUUGGCCUCAUCAGUGCAGCCUCCUACAUGGAGAAGAGCCAGCAAAUUGGAGGGGCAAUGAAUGGAACUUCUACAUGUUCUUCUUCUUCUUCUAGUCAUUUCUACCCUAAUGGCUAUUCCAGUGGCUCCCAAGUGAUGAACUCUGAUUCUUCAGAGGCCGAGCAGUCUGUCCGGGGUGAGGGACUUUCCCAGUUAGUUAAGUACUCUCCUCGAGGUUCCCUGUCAGAUAUGUCUGAUGGUUCUUCCCGCGACAGUCCAGAGCCGAUGAACUAUGACAUAAAGCAGGAAGGGCCAGGUUUAGAUUUGGACAUUGCAAACAGCACGACCACACCAAUUAUGUUUAACAUCCGUCGUGAGUUGUCCACUCCACAUCACCAACACACCUUUCAAUCAGAAUAUCACAGCCACCAUCAACAGCGACAACACCAAGAGACUGUAGUCAAUUCUGCGGCACCUCCUGUGCAGACUGCUCAAAGAAGCGUCAUUCUGUAUCGCUCUAGCAGUGUCUCAUAUCCUGUCGAAAGUUCAAGACCUCAGGAAAUCACUCAACAGAAACUGCCACAGAUCCUAAUCCAACCUUCAGAGGGAUCUACUAAAAGCACUGAAAGCCUAUCAGAGGCAACCAGUCAGCAUGAAAGUAAGACUUUAGAAACUCUGCCUUAUGAAUUCUCAGAUGGAGAAGCAGCAAUGAAACAAGCAUACAGGGCCCAACAUCAGCAGCAUGUGGCUGGUUGUCAGAAGGCUGAGACUAUGGCACCAGACCUUUGCAGACAAGGAGGUGAAGAGCUAUACCAAUAUGACAACCAGCCGGAUGAGGAGCCUCCAGUAUUGAGUUACGAAGGAGGUCCCAGGAAAGAAGGAUACUAUCAGGGUCACUCAGGAAAGGACACCUGCUUAAGUGAAGGUGAUCCCCGCAAUUCUGACAAAGAUGCAUCCACUGAUGAUGAGUGCCCAUCUUCAUUCUGUUCUGAAACUGGCAGUUAUCACCAGCAAUCCCCUUUGGCUGGAGGACCAAAUUCCUCCCCACAAAGCCAAAGCAGAGACAGUCAAGCAGAGGUCAAAGGUACAGCACUACCGCACAAACUACGCCUUAAGCACAGAUCCCUGAGUAAUGCUGGGUCAGCAACUCAAGAAUCACCAACUACACCACCAGCACAUGUGCAUCCAUUACCUCAGCAUCCUUACCUGGCUUUGCCACAGUCCAAUCAGCAACUUCAGGUUGGUUGAGAAAGUGAGAGCCAGGGGUUAAGGGCCAACAAACCCUAGAGUUCUGCAAGCAGGUCACUUCAACAGGGGAAAGACGGAUGGAUUAUGGAAAGAAAAUCAUGGUGUAUGCAAUAGAAUGAGUAUGAGGGAAGACUAAGAAUAAAGGACACUAUUGGACCCACUGUGGUAGUAUGCUAACAGACAUAUCCUUAAUCUCUUCCCACCUGGAAUUGGUAUGCUUUGGGAGCAGAGACUUAGACAUAGAAAUGUUGGCUUCAAAAGCAGACAUAGCUUCUGGGUAAACUGUAUUAUACUGUAAAGACUGCUUUGUUUCUGUAUCUCAUCCCAUAAUUACAAAAGCACUUGUGCAGCAAAUGAGAGGAGUGAACGAACUAUUCACAUUUUCCCAAUCACAAUUUGUCAUAACAUGAUGUCAAGGUAACAGCAAACAUGGCAAUAGCAACCACAUGUGAGGCAUUCUAACCUACUCACUAACUGUAAAUACCUACUGGUUUGUGUCCAUUUUCAUACCAAAUCAGAGGUUGCUGUUUACCACAAAACAUAUCAAAACAUCUGAGCAUUCUGGGAUUAUUCCCUUGACCAAAGAAAGACAAUAGCUUUACAUUUCAUACCUCUGCCAUAUAUCUAUUUCAUUUUUCCAAUUCCUAUUCCUAACAACAUAUUCACAAUCCCAGACACCACUUUCUCGUUCAAGCACUUGGUUUGUAUAUUACUGUGAUAUAAUUAUUAUAUAUAAAUAUAUAUUUUAAGAAUAAAAUCCAGUUUUGUUUUGGGGUUUUCUUUUUGGAAAAAUUAAAAAAAAAAAUACAAGGGCAAAAAGGAUUUUGAUGACUCACUAAUUUGUCAAAAAUACUGUAUAGUAUCAUUGUGUUUACUGUUCAGGUGUCAUUUAACUACCCUUUUUUACUGUUUAAUUGUUAUUUGAAAAGUUCUCAGUAAAGCAAAUCAAAAUGCCCCAAAUUGUUUAAACAAAAAUCAAAGCUGAGGUAUGUGGAAUGUCAUAAAUAAAUAAAAAAAUAGUUGAAUUACAACAAUUACAUGACUGGAAAUAAAUCAAUUGUAACCAACAAAAAUGUUUCAAAAGGUCCAACCUCUUAUAAAUAAAUAGGUAACUGAGUUAGAUCAGUUUUAAAAAGCUGCUGUUUGCAGCCAUGAUUUUAUGUUCUGCCCUUCAACCUUUACUUAAGCCAUUCAGCUCACAGACGCUCACAGAAUCUCUAAGUCUGUUAUAGACACAGCCCUAAAUAUUUCCAUGUACAUGUCAGAGUCGAUAAUCGUACAGGAACAAUCUAACUUAUUUUAAUGAUAUUUUUAAUGACAAUUUUUUAAAUGUGCCUCAUUUAGACACACUGUCUUUUGUUUUUCAUUUUUAAGUCAAGUCUAAAUGUCAUGUCUGGCAUACAGCACUUAUUAAUGUAUAAAUGUAAAGUUUCUUCUACCCUGAAUGACACUGUAUUCUGUGCUUUUUUUUUAAUUAUGUGUGAUUUUUGAGAAACGUGUUGUCCUGUUUUCAUGUAUUUAAACUGCCCUCCAUCAUCUUCACCCCUUCCCCCCCUUUCAAAGCCUUUUCCCUCAUUCAAUCUAUGUGUAUUAAAUUCAGUGAUCUUUGUGUUUUCUGUUCAUAAUUUCAUGAAAAAGAAACAAAGGUUCAACAAGACUUGUGUUAUGGAGUGACAUUGUUGUCACACUUUCUGUUUUGAAAUGGAUUCACGAUGUUACAACACUAAUAUCCGUCAAAAAGUCAAUGGGUGCAUUUGAAAAAGUGAAAGAAAAAGAACACAAUAAAAAGAUGUUGCUUUUA
This is a messenger RNA of Tachysurus vachellii, 4320 nucleotides long. RefSeq names its product nuclear factor, interleukin 3 regulated, member 2 (gene nfil3-2). The record is from RefSeq and is a predicted model, not a curated record. The coding region runs from base 954 to 2519 and encodes 521 amino acids. Lineage: Eukaryota; Metazoa; Chordata; Actinopteri; Siluriformes; Bagridae. The transcript is spliced from 2 exons. Gene Ontology annotation, biological process: circadian rhythm; regulation of DNA-templated transcription. Gene Ontology annotation, cellular component: nucleus. Gene Ontology annotation, molecular function: DNA-binding transcription factor activity; DNA binding.